AUGUGGUCAGCUAUCCAAAAAGUCAUUCCCAUUGGAGAAAACCUACAGAGAAGGGGUGUUACACAGGAAGCCAAAUGUAUAAGAUGUGGAGAGUUGGAAUCAGAAGCUCACAUUUUCUUCAAGUGCGACUUUGCUAAAAAGGUAUGGCAGCAGUUUAAUCUUUCACCAACUGUGGACAUCGCUUCUCAGACAAGACUCAAAGCGGUGCUAGUAACCUCCAGGACAAACUGCUGCCUCCCACCUCUAGGAGUCACCACCAACAUACUUCCCUGGAUCUUCUGGUCUCUGUGGACAGCAAGGAAUACACUAAUCUUCGAGAAGAAAACCUACACAGUGGAAGACACGGCCAUAAGAGGAAUCAAGUUAGCUAGGGAAUGGAUUCAAGCUGAACCGGCUCCACACGCAUCAUCAGUAAGAGCUAGGAGAGGAAUUACCAACAGGCCACGCCUCGAGACAACCCACAGAUCCUCUACCGACAUCACAAGUUGCAAAACUGACGCGGCGUGGGAUAAGAAGACCAACACAGCCGGAAUUUCUUGGAUCAUCGAAGAUCUUCCCCGAUCCAUCGACUUGCGGGGUGUGAUGGUCCAGCAAAACGUCUCCUCUCCUCUUGUGGCUGAAGCUUUGGCGGUGAGGGAAGCUCUCCAAACGGCGUCCUCUUUGAGUGUGACACACCUUCGGAUGUACUCCGACAACCAAACCCUGAUCAGGGCCAUCAACGAAAAACUGUUCGAGAAAGAGAUCUAUGGCAUCUUGAACGAUAUCGAAGCUUUCUUUUCUCUGUUUGUCGAUUUAGUUUUCUUCUAUCUCCCUAGGGCUGAGAAUGGGCAUGCUGAUGCAUUAGCCAAAUACAUUCUCAGAAACCCAAACCAUGUAAUGGACCGGCCCAUGGGCUAA
Messenger RNA from Brassica napus (rape), 897 nucleotides. RefSeq lists its product as uncharacterized. NCBI's taxonomy places the organism in Eukaryota, Viridiplantae, Streptophyta, Magnoliopsida, Brassicales, Brassicaceae. Gene Ontology annotation, molecular function: nucleic acid binding; RNA-DNA hybrid ribonuclease activity. The record is from RefSeq and is a predicted model, not a curated record. The coding region runs from base 1 to 897 and encodes 298 amino acids. The transcript has a single exon.